Lachnellula hyalina is the source of this 1110-nucleotide messenger RNA. RefSeq names its product Protein disulfide-isomerase (gene erp38). The transcript has 2 exons. Gene Ontology annotation, molecular function: protein disulfide isomerase activity. Gene Ontology annotation, biological process: protein folding. Lineage: Eukaryota; Fungi; Ascomycota; Leotiomycetes; Helotiales; Lachnaceae. The record is from RefSeq and is a predicted model, not a curated record. The coding region runs from base 1 to 1110 and encodes 369 amino acids. Gene Ontology annotation, cellular component: endoplasmic reticulum.
AUGGUCCAAUUAUUCAAGAGCCUUGUGCUCGCUGCCCUCGCAACUGUCUCCCUGGCCGGCGACUCUGCAGUCCUCGACCUCAUCCCCGGAAACUUCGACAAGAUUGCCAUCUCAGGCAAGCCAGCCCUCGUAGAGUUCUUCGCGCCAUGGUGUGGUCACUGCAAGACUCUCGCCCCGGUGUACGAGCAACUUGCUAAGGAUUUUGCCUUUGCCAGUGACAAGAUCGCCAUUGCGAAGGUUGAUGCGGACAGUGAGAAGAGUUUGGGGAAACGAUUUGGGGUUCAAGGGUUCCCAACUAUCAAGUUUUUUGAUGGCAAGAGUGAUAAGCCUGUGGAUUAUAAUGGGGGAAGAGAUUUGGAGAGCUUGACGGCAUUCAUCACUGAAAAGACCGGUGUGAAGGCCAAGAAGGCGAAGGCUGCCCCAAGCCAGGUUGAGAUGUUGACCGACAAGACUUUUAAGACUGAAAUCGGUGGUGAUAAGGAUGUUUUGGUUGCGUUCACUGCACCGUGGUGUGGUCACUGCAAAACCCUCGCCCCAGUUUGGGAGAAAUUCGCCGCAGACUUUGCUGCCGAGCCCAAUGUCCUCAUCGCCAAGGUCGACGCCGAAGCUGAGAACGCGAAGGCUACUGCUAAGGAUCAGGGCGUCUCCUCAUACCCCACCAUCAAGUUCUUCCCCAAGGGCCAGAAGGAGGCAGAGGACUACUCAGGCGGCCGAUCCGAAGCUGACCUCGUUGCUUUCAUCAACAAGAAGGCCGGCACCCACCGUGCUAUUGGCGGAGGGCUCGACGCCACUGCCGGCACGAUCGAGGCCCUGGAUACACUUGUUGCUAAGCUGACUGGCGGUUCCAGCAUCUCUGAGGUCGCUGCUGAAGCUACCAAAGCCGCUGCGGACUUGAAGUCGGAUGCUCAGUCUAAAUAUGCUGAGUACUACGUCAAGGUCUUCACCAAGCUAGCAAAGAGCGAUGGAUAUGCCGCAAAGGAGCUGGCUCGUUUGGACGGCAUUCUUAAGAAGGGAGGUCUUGCCCCAGAGAAGCUUGAUGAAUUUACGAGCAAGACGAACAUUCUUAGAAGAUUUGUCGAGAAGGUUACUGGUGGGAAAUCAGAAUUGUAG